AUGAACACACUCAGGCUGCAGAACAUCAGGGGCCAGAUCCUACUGCACUGUAAGAACACAGCAAUGGCAAAUGCUUCCAGUCCACUGACCACCCAUGUGCUGAAUAUUGCCACUGGAAUCCCCGUGGCAGAUAUGGCUCUCAGUCUGUACGGACAGGACGCCUCAACCAAAGUCUGGAAUUUGAUCACUACUGGCGUGACCGACCGUCAUGGCCGUUGCCCAGGACUCAUCACUAAAGAAAUGUUUCAGCCUGGUAUGUACAAGAUCCGCUUUGAAACGGAGCUGUACUGGGAGAGUUUGGGGGAGACCAGCUUUUAUCCCUAUGUUGAGAUUGUGUUUGCCGUGGAUGAUGCAGAACAACAGUACCAUGUUCAUCUUCUUCUGAGUAGAUUCUCAUACAGCACAUACAGAGAACGUUAGACAUCGUGACCAUUCACAUCCUUCUGUUAAAGAGCAUCAUCAGACCUCUGUCAAGGAAGAUGUUUUCUCUGAAGUCCAUGCUUUUGCAUUUCAUGUUGCUAACCCCAGUAUUUUGAGCAUCGUUAACACUGCAGUUUUAUUGGAUUAGCUAACACUAAAUAUUUACCGGCGUGCGUUUGUGUCUGUGUCAUUUUCUAAAUCCAAAAUUUUAUCUCUG
Synchiropus splendidus (mandarinfish) is the source of this 637-nucleotide messenger RNA. Its product is annotated as 5-hydroxyisourate hydrolase-like. Lineage: Eukaryota; Metazoa; Chordata; Actinopteri; Syngnathiformes; Callionymidae. Bases 1 to 420 code for a protein of 139 amino acids. Gene Ontology annotation, biological process: purine nucleobase metabolic process. The record is from RefSeq and is a predicted model, not a curated record. The transcript is spliced from 4 exons. Gene Ontology annotation, molecular function: hydroxyisourate hydrolase activity.